Molecule: messenger RNA, 2195 nt
Organism: Lagenorhynchus albirostris (white-beaked dolphin)
Lineage: Eukaryota; Metazoa; Chordata; Mammalia; Artiodactyla; Delphinidae
Gene: MSRB2
Product: methionine sulfoxide reductase B2
Exons: 5
Coding region: 780-1541 (253 amino acids)
Biological process (GO): protein repair; response to oxidative stress
Cellular component (GO): cytoplasm
Molecular function (GO): peptide-methionine (R)-S-oxide reductase activity
Source: RefSeq, a predicted model, not a curated record
UUGGCAAACUUAAGAACAUACUCCAUAACCUCUAAAAACUUACAUUUUUCUCAUAGCAUAAUUUCUCUUUAAUGUGGUACAAGAUGUGUGUUUAAUAAACCCAAACAUCCUUUGAAGUUUUACUAUUUAACCCAAGGCUGAAGUCUCAGGCAAAGUGGGCUGUGUUUGUAUUUCAAGGACAUGAUAAGAGUUAACAUCAAGCUUUCUCCUAUGCAUAUUUUGGUUCUCUCAGGGUCAGAAUUCUGAAAACAGUAUUUUAUCAAGCCAGCUUUCUCUAACUGCAUAUGCAAAAAGAAUCGGUUUUGGAAUUUCAAAAGAGUUUCAUCUUAUCCAUUCUUUUCCAAAGUAUAAAGAAUACUGUUGUCAUAUAUUGUUUAAAAAAUUAUCUUCCAAAAAAAAAUUAUCUUCCUUUUUCUUUAGUCGUAAUCUCAUAGCUAAAAUUUUUCUAAUGAAUUGAACCUGACCUUACCAUUUUACAAAAGACAGCAAAGAUACCAAUCACACAAAUGAAAUACACACUGACAUACCAGAAGACACAACUGUCACAAUCCUCUAAGACAGUGACCCAUGUGGAGUCCCAAACACUUCCCCAACACAAAGGGUCCUCGACAGUAGACACACGUCAGAACCAACUGGCAAAAUGCCCAAAUGACACACUCAGUGCUCACAAACAGCCCUCAAUGUCAGACACGUCAGAACCAAUUGGCAAAAUACGCAGAUAGCACUUCGUGCUCAAAAGAGAAGUUUGCCCGGCUGCACACCCGUGGACUUACUCGGUCAUGGAGCUCGUCAGUUUGUCCAGCAUGUUUCCGUUCCACCAAGGAAAAUCGUACGCUGACAGCCAGUGCCGAGCAGGGGAGAAACAGGGAGGAACCCCCAAACACACGGUUUCGGCAGCUGCUAGGAGCGUCCCCCCAAACCCCCUUCGAGGGCCAGCGAGCCUCGAGCAGCGGCUCCUCACAGCCAUCCCGGCGCGUCAUCAUGGCGGCUCAGCAGGGGAAAACCCCGGGAGCAGAUAUCGCGAGAGUGCAGCAGCCCUAGGUUGGGAGCCAGAAACUGUAACCGAAAAUAGGGUUGGGCUCGCCGCUCUAAAGCCAAUAAAGAGGCCAGGGUCCCUUACAAAGUGGAAGCCAGUUCUCUCCAAGAGUGAGUGGCAGAAGAAGCUGAGUCCAGAGCAGUUCCAUGUCACGAGAGAAAAAGGGACGGAACCGCCUUUCAGUGGGAUCUACCUGAACAACAAGGAAUCAGGAAUGUAUCACUGUGUGUGCUGUGACAGCCCGCUUUUCAGCUCUGAGAAAAAGUACUGCUCGGGCACUGGAUGGCCUUCGUUUUCUGAGGCUCACGGGACGUCUGGCUCUGAUGAGAGUAACACAGGGAUCCUGCGACGUGUGGACACCUCGUUGGGACCAGCUCGCACAGAGGUCAUCUGCAAGCAGUGCGAAGCUCACCUUGGCCAUGUGUUUCCUGAUGGACCUGGGCCUACUGGUCAGAGGUUUUGCAUCAACAGUGUGGCACUCAAGUUCAAACCAAGCAAGCACUGACUACCUCCAAGAGUCCCCUUCCCUCGCCACUCCCUCAUUUCCAAACUCAAUUUUCAUAAUUUAUGUGAGUAGCUAGUUUUAUUACCUACUAAACCAGGCUAAGUUUGCUGCUAUCACCAAGCAAGUCACACCUUCUCUAACUUACUACCUGGAGUCAGCCAACCCUGGCUCUGGCUUUGAUUGGAAUUUCACAAAAUGACAGAGGGGCAACCAUUUCCAUUAAAUCGACUUCGGUGGGCUUUGCUUGGACCAGAGGGCAUGACUCUUUGGGGACAUUUGGAGGCUGAUGGACAAACCAAAGAAUUCCUACAAAACCACCCUGAACGUUCCAUUGCAGUUAAGUUCUUCAUGGACAUAUAUAGGUGAGAGAUCAAGUGAAAAGAGGAAAGAAAAUAUGGGGUUAGACUAAUUCACAGUCCCAGCAUGGAAGGAAGCAACGAGGAGGAGGGUUGUGGAUGAGCUGUGCUUUGGGGGAUCCACGGGACGCACGGUAUUUUUUUCAAAACUUUAGACUGUCUUGAACUUUCCAGUUCCAGCUUCUCUACGGGCAACUUAAGUUUCGAUGGGAGUUUGCUAGAUUUCAGUGAUGAUGAAUACAAGUGGCUACAAAAUUAAACUUUAAUUUAGUUCAAAUAAAAUAUUUACUAAAAUCUG